ACCAUUCUCUACGUAUAUAUUCAAACAGCUGAUAAGUAUCACACACAGUAGCUAGCAACAGCUGGUAGCGGUAACAGUGAUUGAGGAGUAAAGAUCAGUAAAGAUACGCAGAUAAACGUAAUUGUCAAUCAUGAGUACCGUUACCUGCAUUGCACCGGUCAAUAUUGCAGUUAUUAAAUAUUGGGGAAAGAGGGAUGAAUCCCUAAUUUUACCAACCAAUGAUUCUAUAAGUGCUACUUUAGAUACAGAUCAGUUGCAUGCAAAAACUACUGUUAUGAUCAGUCCUGAUUUCAAAGAAGAUUGUAUUUGGCUGAAUGGAAGGGAAGAAGAUAUAAAAAAUAUAAGGCUUCAAAAUUGUUUAAAAGAGAUUAGGAAACGUUCGCAAUUAUCCGAUUAUAUAAACGACUGGAAGAUUCACAUAUGUUCAAAGAAUAAUUUUCCAACUGCUGCUGGUUUAGCUUCGAGUGCUGCAGGAUAUGCGUGCCUCACAGCAGCAUUAGCCAAGCUUUAUAAAAUUGAAGGAGACAUUAGUAUCAUAGCGCGUUCUGGUUCUGGAUCAGCGUGUCGCAGUGUUAUGGGUGGUUUUGUAAGGUGGCAAAUGGGUUCGGACAAGUAUGGAACAGACAGUUUGGCAAAGCAAAUCGUGCCUACGUCUUAUUGGCCCGAAAUGAGGAUUUUAAUCCUAGUGGUUAACGAUGAACAAAAAAAAGUACCAAGUGCAAUAGGUAUGAGACGAAGCAUAGAAACAUCUGAACUCCUGAAAUACAGAAUAAAGCAUGUAGUCCCAGAAAGAGCAAAUAAAAUGCAACAAGCGAUCAUUGAGAAGGAUUUCAAAAGUUUUGCCGAACUUACUAUGAAGGAUUCUAAUCAGUUUCAUGCUGUGUGCCUGGAUACAUAUCCUCCAUGUAUUUAUACGAACGAUAUUUCUAACAGUAUUAUGAAUCUCGUACAUUCUUAUAAUGAUGCAGUUAACGACGUGAAGAUUGCAUACACUUAUGACGCUGGGCCAAAUGCUACGUUAUAUUUAUUAGAGAAAGAUGUACCAGCAGUGAUAGGUGUUCUCGAUUACUUUUUUCCUCCUCCUCAAAAUGUUGCGAUUGAAUAUAGAAGAGGACUAUCUGUUGAAGGAAUUGAGCCUUCACAAGUUCUCGUGGAGAAACUCAAGUUUCAGAAGCAUUCACCAGGACAACUUAAAUAUAUGAUAUAUACUAAAGUGGGAGAUGGACCUAAAUAUCUCAAUAAUCCACAGGAUCAUUUGUUGGAUGGUCAAGGAUGAGGGACUCAUUCUUAAAAUUUUGCAUACACAUCCUGUGUGUGCAAUGUAGAUGGAAGUUACGUGCAAAGUGGUGCAUAGUUUGAAGAAUAAGGAUGCGCUCACAUGCGGAAUGGCGGUACUGCGGAAGAACAUUCAUGACUGGGUACCGAGAUAGCGGCUUCAUUCCGCCGAUUCCGCUCCG
Molecule: messenger RNA, 1457 nt
Organism: Solenopsis invicta (red fire ant)
Lineage: Eukaryota; Metazoa; Arthropoda; Insecta; Hymenoptera; Formicidae
Gene: Mvd
Product: diphosphomevalonate decarboxylase
Exons: 10
Coding region: 131-1276 (381 amino acids)
Biological process (GO): isoprenoid biosynthetic process; isopentenyl diphosphate biosynthetic process, mevalonate pathway
Cellular component (GO): cytosol
Molecular function (GO): ATP binding; diphosphomevalonate decarboxylase activity
Source: RefSeq, a predicted model, not a curated record